Molecule: messenger RNA, 2149 nt
Organism: Olea europaea var. sylvestris
Lineage: Eukaryota; Viridiplantae; Streptophyta; Magnoliopsida; Lamiales; Oleaceae
Product: glycoprotein 3-alpha-L-fucosyltransferase A-like
Exons: 7
Coding region: 124-1692 (522 amino acids)
Cellular component (GO): membrane
Molecular function (GO): fucosyltransferase activity
Source: RefSeq, a predicted model, not a curated record
UGAAUUCGACACAAGUAAACUCCUGAACUCUUUACAAAACCUCAAGAACCAAUUCACUGUACAACACUAAAAGUUCUGUAGUUGAAUAUUCAGUUUCCUGAAUUAUCCGUAGCUUCAAAUUCUAUGGGUACCACGAAUCAGAGGCAGAGUCCACGACGUGAAGCAUCAGUAUCCGACCCAAAUUUUCCAUCCGCAUCAUCGUUCUCAGCAAACAAGAAAAAAUGGUCUAAUUUUUUGCCCAUCUUUGUGGGUCUUGUUGUGUUAGGUGAGAUCGCAUUUUUGUGCCGGCUCGACAUGGCAAAGAACGUCGACCUGGUUAACACGUGGGCUGACUCGUUCUACCAGUUCACCAAGUCGACGACGUCGUCUUGGUCAACGGUUUCUUUAGCCGAUGAAGCUUGGUCGGGCAUUGGUGGCGGUGGACUUAACGAUCCAGGCUCCUCGCCCCAGGACAGAUGCGAGGCGUGGUUGGAAGAGGAGGAUUAUGUUCCUUAUUCUAGAGAUUUUAAGAAAGGGCCCAUUCUUGUCAAUGGAGGUAAUGAGGAGUGGAAGACCUGCGCUGUGGGAUGCAAGUUUGGUUUUGAUUCUGGUAAGAAGCCUGAUGCUGCAUUUGGGCUUUCUCAUGAACCAGGCACUGCUAGUGUGCUUCGCACAAUGGAAUCAGCUAGAUAUUAUGCUGAGAAUAGCAUUGAUAUGGCACGACGGAGGGGAUAUGAUGUUGUCAUGACUACUAGUCUUUCAUCAGAUGUUCCCGUGGGAUAUUUCUCUUGGGCUGAGUAUGAUAUAAUGGCUCCAGUGCAACCAAAAACUGAAAGUGCUCUUGCUGCCGCCUUCAUUUCCAAUUGUGCCGCUCGCAACUUCCGCUUGCAAGCUUUGGUUGCACUUGAGAAAUCAAACAUCAAAAUUGAUUCUUACGGUGGUUGUCAUAGGAAUCGUAAUGGAAGAGUGGAGAAAGUAGAAACUUUGAAGCGCUACAAGUUUUGCUUGGCUUUUGAGAACUCGAAUGAAGAGGAUUAUGUCACUGAAAAAUUUUUCCAGUGUCUCGUAGCUGGGUCUGUUCCUGUGGUCAUUGGUGCACCUAAUAUCCAAGAUUUUGCUCCUUGUUCUGGUUCACUGUUGCAUAUCAGGGAGCUAAAAGAUGUUGAUUCAGUUGCCAAGUCCAUGAAAUAUCUUGCUGAAAAUCCCAGUGCAUACAAUGAGUCAUUACGGUGGAAGUUUGAAGGGCCAUCUGAUUCUUUUAAGGCGCUUGUUGAUAUGGCAGCAGUUCACUCAUCUUGCCGUUUGUGCAUUUAUUUGGCUACAAAGAUCCGAGAGAAAGAAGAGGAAAGUGCAGAAUUUAGAAAACGGCCCUGCAAGUGUAUCACUGGCUCACGGACUACAUAUCACAUUUAUGCAAGGGAAAGAGGGAGGUUUGAGAUGGAGUCCAUUUUCUUAAGGUCGGACAACUUGACCUUGGAGGCCUUAAAUUCUGCCAUUCUUUUGAAGUUCAAGUCUAUGAAACACAUACCGAUUUGGAAAUAUGAGAGACCCGAAAGCAUAAGGGGAGGGGAUGAGCUCAAAAUUCACAGAGUAUAUCCUGUUGGAAUGACACAGAGGCAGGCAUUAUAUACCUUCAACUUUAAAGGAGAUUCGGAUUUCAGGAAUUACAUAGAGAGCAACCCAUGUGCCAAGUUCGAAAUCAUUUUCGUAUAGGUUGACAUCCUGAUGCUUUUGGCUUGCAUUCAUGGCUAAUUUCAGCUUUCCCGACUAAAUUCUGAGAAAAGGGGUCUUGGCUGGGUGGAUUGCUCGUCCCUUCUCACGUUCAUUUUUGCAGGAGUCCCUGUUGGUGCAUAGCUCGUCUUUUCUCAUCUACUUACCACAUUGUAUCCAUUAUUUUAUUUCACUCAAUAUAAUGGAGAUGUAUAAAGGUGAAAUAGGAUAUCUCGCAACCGCAUUAUGUUAGCUCUAGCCUUACACGGUGACAUUAUGUUAGCUGUAGCCUUACACGGUGACAUCGGAUUAGCAAUGUUAUUGUGUGUCUGAGAUGGGGUUGAAGUUCAGUGAGUAAAGCUCACAAUGAUUGUUUGACUCUGUCAUUUUAAUUCAUCCUGCAUUUGUAGAGUUGAGAUUUGCUGUUUCGAGAAUACAUUUUUGAUACCUUAGUACAUCA